This is a messenger RNA of Aspergillus ochraceoroseus IBT 24754, 3535 nucleotides long. RefSeq names its product kinesin family protein. Bases 196 to 3216 code for a protein of 1006 amino acids. Lineage: Eukaryota; Fungi; Ascomycota; Eurotiomycetes; Eurotiales; Aspergillaceae. The transcript has 2 exons. Gene Ontology annotation, biological process: microtubule-based movement. The record is from RefSeq and is a predicted model, not a curated record. Gene Ontology annotation, molecular function: microtubule binding; microtubule motor activity; ATP binding.
GUCUUUGGGGUUUUCAGGAGAAAAAGGCCCACCGUCAACAUUCCUCAUCGGACAGCUCUUACUUCUUAUCUCUUCUCUCUCUCUCUUCUUCUGUACUUCCCCAUCGACACGACAAACGGUACAGGGCGCGUAGGGUCCCUGGUUUUUACCACCCUCCUACGCCAAGUAUAACAUAUUUCGACAGAACACGACAUUAUGGGUGCCUCAAGUGACAAUUCGUCCAUCACCGUUGCAGUUAGAGUGCGGCCAUUUACGAUCCGAGAAGCAGCACAGCUCACUAAGUGCGAAGAUGGGCCGCUGUUUCUGGGUGAUGGCUCUUUGGCGGGAGCACCUACCCCGAAGUUGAAUCAGAAGGGCCUUCGCUCCAUCAUCAAGGUCAUUGAUGAUCGGUGCCUAGUAUUCGACCCCCCCGAAGAUAACCCAGUCCACAAAUUCUCCAAGAGCGUCAUCCCCAACGGCAAACGGGUGAAAGAUCAGACCUUCGCCUUCGAUAAGAUAUUUGACCAAAAUGCCACACAAGGAGAAGUCUAUGAAGCCACAACCCGCAACCUUCUCGACAGCGUCCUCGACGGAUACAAUGCCACCGUUUUUGCUUAUGGCGCCACUGGAUGUGGAAAGACACACACUAUCACUGGCACAGCGCAACAACCCGGUAUAAUCUUCCUCACCUUGCAAGAGCUCUUUGAGCGUAUUGAAGAAAGAUCUGGGGAAAAGCAAACAGAGCUAUCACUUUCAUAUCUGGAAAUUUACAAUGAAACAAUUCGCGACCUUCUAGUCCCAGGAGGCACCAAGGGAGGUCUGAGUCUUCGUGAAGAUUCAAAUAAAUCGGUCUCGGUAACUGGGUUAUCGAGCCAUCAUCCCCAAACGGUACAGCAGGUGAUGGACAUGAUUAUGAGGGGCAAUGAAUGCCGUACAAUGUCUCCGACCGAGGCAAACGCAACUUCUUCACGAUCGCAUGCCGUUCUUCAAAUCAACGUUGCACAGAAAGAGCGGAACGCCGAUAUCAACGAACCACACACAAUGGCAACACUCAGUAUUAUUGACCUCGCGGGAAGCGAGCGUGCCAGCGCUACAAAUAAUCGAGGCGAGAGAUUGCUGGAAGGCGCAAACAUCAACAAGUCUCUCCUCGCUCUCGGAAGCUGUAUAAAUGCACUCUGUGACCCACGAAAGCGAAAUCACGUUCCUUAUCGAAACUCCAAAUUAACACGUCUGCUAAAGUUUGCGCUUGGUGGAAAUUGCAAGACUGUGAUGAUUGUCUGUGUCAGUCCAUCAAGCCAGCAUUUCGACGAAACCCAGAACACUUUGCGCUAUGCCAACCGGGCUAAAAACAUCCAGACCAAAGUUACGCGGAAUGUGUUCAAUGUCAACCGUCACGUCAAGGACUUCCUGGUGAAAAUUGACGAACAAAUGGCCUUAAUUAACGAACUCAAAGCACAACAGAAGGAUUCCGAGAAGCUUGCGUUUGCUAAAUUCAAGAAACAAUCGGAGAAGAAGGACGUCGCCGUGCGGGAAGGACUUGCUCGUAUCCGAAACGCCUAUGACCAUUCCCUACCAGAGAGACAAGAAAGAACGAAUAACAUGAUCAAACUGAGACAGAUUAGCCGCAGGAUCGGUAUUUUGUCUUCAUGGAUAGCUGCAUUUGACAGCGUCUCCGCAAACUCCGAGAAUGAAGUGCCUUUGGCAAAUCUCCAAGCCAUCCGCAAAACAGCCCAAGGAAUCUUGCUGGAGCUAGAAAGCAGCAGACACCACUACCACCAGCGUCUGGCCAAGAAUACCUGGGAUCGGGCGAUGAAUACUGCUGUUGAGAAUGCCAUACGUCAGCUUCAAGAAUUUCAAAUCAGCGACAACAGUGACUUUACCAAUAUUAAACGCGAGGCAGAGCUCUUGAAGGCAAAUACAGAAAGGGAGGCUCUUUCAACAGUCGCGGAUCAUGAAAAGGCGGGAGAAGCUGCCACAGUACAGCUCCUACUGCAAGCCCAGUUCGAAACCGCGUCUGCAAUCGAGAAUAUCAUGCACCUGAGCCCGGAUGAGGCUGUUGAGACAGGGAAGCGGAUUCUCACGAAGAUGCUGGAUUCAUGCAGCACAGUGGCAUCGAACGUCGUCAAACCAGAUAGCAGCUUGCCCUUCCCGCAACCUUUCAGUCCUAUCAAAUCCAGCCCAACUAAGCAGAAAAAGCGACUGAGCCUGGCAAUCAUCCCGCCAGCGAAGGUGCUGAAUGCUCCAAUCACACUGAAUUCAACUGCUCCCACAUCGCCCACAAGAACGUCUCCCCGUCGUCGCAAGAUGGGCACGGGAAGGAAGAGUGUCAGUUUCUCUCCGAAGAAAACUCAAGCGAAGCCCCCUAAGCGAAGUGUUCGGUGGAGGGACGAUGAGCAAGAAGGUACUUUGACUGAGAUCCAAAAGACUCCACAGAAGCCUGCAGCUACACCAGCCUCUUAUCAUGGUAGUCCCGGUGAACUCCCAAUGCCUAGGGUAUCUCCGGUUCCGCGUGGCAUCCCAGUGCCUAGUCGAAAUUUUAGUCCCUUGGGUGGUUCAUCUCCAGUACCCACACCAUCAGACCAGCCACUGAACAUCCCGAAGAACAAUCGGUUCAAGGCGGGAUUUUUAUCUAAGAAGCUUGGCAGCUCUCCGAUCCCUGCCCCUCCAACUACCUCUAUUCCCUUCUCUGACCGCGAAGGUUCGCCCCUUCGUGACAUUGAGAACAGCAGUUUCUUAAAUCGUGUUUCUGCAGAGCGACCUUCGAGAAUUGCGAUUCGGACUUCCAGCGGUAGUUACUCAAGCAGCCCCGCGUCAGAGUCUAAAGAAGGUUGGAAGGCAACUAGAGACGACGCACUUAGGAUAAACACAGCAAUGAGACGCAUAUCUGGGGGAUCGUUCGGAACUGGAGCCUCUGCAACCGCUCUUCGUGCCCACCGUCGCCGGAGCCCAUCAUCUGCUUCUUAUGGCGGUUCCCCUACGGAAAACACCAUGUUUACGGCCCACGCAAGGCGAAUGAAGGGUGACAAAGAGUUCGAGAACAAGCCAGCGGUAUUAGGUCCUCGAACUGUCCCUAUUAUGAAAAAUACCCAAAGACGCACGACAUUUGGAGGGGACAUUCGGCCGCGGGACAUCAGCCUUACCAGUCGCGAUGCUCUCCGACUCAGUGCUUUGGCAGCUCCCAAGGUUGCCAGAGUGUCGGAGAGUCUCUACUCAACUUCUGGGUCAGCAUUCAGGUAGCGAAACACAGUUUGAAUUUUUUUUUUUUUGUUCUCUCUAUUAGUGAUAUAAUCAACUGCGAUGGUGUUGAAUGGGUGGUGUUUCUUUUUUGUAUGGGACAUAUUCUUUUUCGGGACGUGUACAAUAACAGACCUGCCUCGGACCUUUUACCCAAUAUUGGGCCAUUCGCUGAACCAAUUCAUCAUUCGCCCAGCGAUCUCUUUUCCUGUUUCUUAUAUUUGUAAAUUGUUUCUUGUACGGACUCAUGGAGUAGCCAAGAAUGUUAUUUCGUAGCUGAGCGGGGAGCUUAUGUCAGUGCUAUGGAUGACGCCGCUGGGAG